Molecule: messenger RNA, 2440 nt
Organism: Pyricularia oryzae 70-15
Lineage: Eukaryota; Fungi; Ascomycota; Sordariomycetes; Magnaporthales; Pyriculariaceae
Exons: 4
Coding region: 195-1979 (594 amino acids)
Molecular function (GO): heme binding; oxidoreductase activity, acting on paired donors, with incorporation or reduction of molecular oxygen; iron ion binding
Source: RefSeq, a predicted model, not a curated record
GGAUUUUUUCGGGGGUGGGAUUGGGCCUGCCUUAAUGCGGAGGACCCCAUGGCGAACAAACCUGAGGUUUUCUGGGAGGUGUCCUGAUCGCUUUUCUGUAGUCGCGACUUUUUGUUUUGCCAAAAGGGCAACGAAAUAUAGCCGCAUAGUGCCAGCAAACGAAUCUGAGCGCGAGGAAGCGCUUGCUUCGAACAAUGUUUCACGAACAUGUCAUGACGUUCUGCAGGCGACUGCAGCAGGCGAUUGCGCAGUUCGAGGUCGACUACAAGCUGGUGCGCCUGGGAUUGGUCGCGACGGCGGCGCUGAUCGGCAUCGCGGUCGUCUAUUAUGCCUUUGUGGGCUACAGGGUCCGGUCUAGGUUCCAGCGGCUUCAGAAGCAGGGAGUGCCAAUGAUGCCGCACAACCCCAUCCUGGGCCACCUUCCGCUGAUGCCCAAGAUCCUGGCCGGUCUGCCGGCGGACGCGGCGACGCUGUUCCUGCCGUUGCAGAUCCAGGAGAACUGGCGGUCCGUGUUCCCCGAGAGCGUGACGGAGCUGCCGCCGGUCGUCUACCUCGACCUGUGGCCGCUCAUCCCGCCGACGGUCAUGAGCUUCUCGGGGGACGUCUCGGCGCAGUUCACGCAGGAGUUCAACCAGGUCAAGCUCCCGGACCAGAAGCGCUUCCUGAUGCCCCUGACGGGGACCCGCGACGUCUCCUCGGCCGAGGGCGACGAGUGGGUGAGGCGCCGCAAGGCACUCAACCCGCUGUUCAGCCCGCAGAACAUCAUGGCUUGGGUGCCGGAGCUGAUUGUCGAGCUAGAGGUGUUUCUGGAGGGGCUCAGGAGCAGGGCGGGCAAGGAAGGGGGUUGGGGUCCGAUGUUUAGGCUGCAGAGGCCGGUUCAGCUGUUCACGCUGGAUAUGAUCAACCACUUUUGUCUGAGCAAGCGCUUCCAUGAGCAAACCACCACAAUGAGCGUCGUGUCGACCGGCGUGCUCGACAUACUCUCACGGCAGGCCAUGUUUCUGCACAUUGGCAACGUCUGGGGCUACUACAGCCCCUGGCGACUGUUCAAGGUCUGGCAGCAGCAGCAGCUCAUGGACGACUUCUUCCUCCCUUAUGUCCGGAGGCGAUUCGACACCAGGGCCAAGGAGGACAAAGCGUCGCCGUCUGGCAACGACCGUAUCGACCUCCCGCAUGUCUUGUUCAAGGCGGCCGAGGCGAACAGCGCCAAGGAGGACCGCAAGCUCCAGUAUGUGGACGUGGUGCGGGACGUCAUGGGCGAGGCCAAGCUGAUGGUGUUUGCGGGCCACGACACGACGACGUUUGCGCUCACCAGCGCCAUCAAGCUCCUCUCGGAACACCCGGCCGCGCUGGAAAAGCUGCGCGCCGAGGUCGAGGAGGUCCUGGGCGACAGGCCGGCGGACAGGAUCAAGGAGGAGCCGCACCUGCUCAACCGGCUCGUCUACACCAACGCCGUGAUCAAGGAGACGCUGCGCGUGCACCCCAACGUGGGCACGCUGCGCAUCGGCGCCGAGGGCUUCAGCCUGUACGGCCCGCCGGGGAGCGGUCAGGAGGGGGUCGCCUUCCCUGUCGGUGGCUACCUGCUCUGGGACGCGACCUCGGCCAUCAUGCGCCACGAGGCGGUCUGGCCUCGCGCGCGCGAGUUUGUGCCCGAGAGGUGGCUGGUCGAGCAGGGGCACGAGCUCCACCCCGGCGAGUACCAGAAGAACUGGUACCGGCCGUUCGAGCAGGGGCCCAGGAACUGCGUCGGUCAGCCGCUGGCCAUGGCGGAGCUCAAGAUGGCGGUGGCCUGCGUGGUGGCCGAGUUUGACGUCGAGUGUGACUGGGAUGAGUGGGAUGUUGUUUGUGGUAAUGUCGGCCCUGCUGCCAAGAAGUUUACACACAAUGGCAACCGGCUCUACAUGGUCAACGAAGAAGGGCCGCCAAAGUUCAAGGAUGGCAUGCCGGUGCACGUGCGGCUCCGGUCGGGAAAGCAAUAAGUCAUGCAAACAUGGACGGGAAUCAAUCAAGUUUACGCCAGGAACCCGAGAUUCAGCCUGGUUGGGGGAAAAUACAUGGAAGAUCCAUGUACGGUUUGAAGGGUCAGAUUGGACGGUAUGAUUCCGAGUCUCUAAUUGGGCAACAGCAACCUAGGAUCAAGGUACUGUAGGCAAGCUCGGCUGGUUGUGCAUCUGGGCAAUCACGGUAUACAUAGUACAGACCUGGUCAUGACAUGAAGCUUUUGAUGAGAACCUAUUACUACUCGUGUGCAGCUGUCGCGAAUUGGCAUACAUAAUAUGCAGCCGCUGACAUGCCUGGAUAGGUAGGUAGCAACCGAGAGAGGUCAUUGGAGCACUUGGACAUGUUGUUAAUAAACGCGCUCGCUGUCAUCUGCCCGCUAUUCCGCAGUAGGCAAAGCUUGGGGAUGACCUUGAUUUGCAUCGAGGAACCCACUCAACGG